This is a messenger RNA of Sebastes umbrosus (honeycomb rockfish), 1724 nucleotides long. RefSeq lists its product as uncharacterized. Bases 1028 to 1696 code for a protein of 222 amino acids. NCBI's taxonomy places the organism in Eukaryota, Metazoa, Chordata, Actinopteri, Perciformes, Sebastidae. The record is from RefSeq and is a predicted model, not a curated record. The transcript has 6 exons.
CUCGUGGAGCUCCAGUCUAACUCAUGGAGCUCCAGUCUGUCUCAUGGAGCUGCAGUCUGACUCAUGGAGCUCCAGUCUGUCUCAUGGAGCUCCAGUCUGUCUCAUGGAGCUGCAGUCUGACUCAUGGAGCUCCAGUCUGUCUCAUGGAGCUCCAGUCUGACUCAUGGAGCUCCAGUCUGUCUCAUGGAGCUCCAGUCUGUCUCAUGGAGCUGCAGUCUGACUCAUGGAGCUCCAGUCUGUCUCAUGGAGCUCCAGUCUGACUCAUGGAGCUGCAGUCUGUCUCAUGGAGCUCCAGUCUGACUCAUGGAGCUCCAGUCUGACUCAUGGAGCUGCAGUCUGUCUCAUGGAGCUCCAGUCUGUCUCAUGGAGCUCCAGGCUGACUCAUGGAGCUGCAGUCUGUCUCAUGGAGCUCCAGGCUGACUCCACACAGAUUGAAAUGAAUGCAGUCACAGAAACUUUUCCGGAUUUUGCUGCUUUGGUCCAUUGGUAGAAUUAUGGACAAUGAGGUCUUUCAAGCUUGUGGAGAACAUCUAUGCAGACACUGAGAUUUUCGAUCCUGAGGCUCUCAACAACCAUCAUCCAUUGACUGCAUACACAGUGGGAGGGAAGAUACUGGUGACCCCAAAAGUGUGCCUGCUGCAUUGAAGGGACGCGGAAUGGUGAGUAUACUGAUUACUCUUCAUAGAUUGAGUCUGUUGCUUCUGCUCUCGUCAGUAGGCACCCCUGUCUUCAAGAACCGGGCAGUGUAACGGGGUAUGAUGGAUGGAAAAUGAGCAUAAAAUACAAACUUGGUAAUUACAGGUCCAAGCUACGUAACGCAGGCUGCAUUGAGGUCAGCAUUAACCGGAGAAGAAGCGGUGAAGAUGAUGGUGCAGGUCCUUCUUUGAAGAGAGCAAAGCGAGGGUAGAUUAACUAUGUUCCUGACCACCCAGAUACCCAUACUGAUGACUCGCUGGAGGAGGAAAGACUAGCUCUGGUUGAGGAGUUAGAGAAGAGGAAUAAGAAUGUUGCACUCAUAAAGCAACAGAUGGAGGUGACAUUCUCCCUGAGGCGCAAGGAGAUUGUGGAGCUAGUGCCUAUGGUGUCAGAGGUUCAGGAGCGGUGGCCUGCUCUGUUUUACGAGGCAGAGAUCAGGGAAGAGUUUCUUCGGAUCACCAACAAGGACCUAAUAGACAACUUCGGAGCAGCCAUUAAUCAGCACACUCCUAGGCUCCUUAAACUCUAUCGGGCUAGGCGGACAGCUUUCCCGCCUGAGAUGGAUCAACUCCUUAACAGACUGGAUGAAGAGAUAUCUCACAUCAUAGCACAUCGACACACUGCAGCCUUGAAGGGCCUCCCCUUGUAUCUCCGUGACAGUCAUGAGAAGCUGUUCAGGAACUGUCUGGCCACUGACCCAGAAGAGGAGCAGACGAAGGGCCUCAUCGUGGGUAUCCUCACUGUGUUGGAGGAUGAUGACAGUUCAGCUCCUGCAACAGUCAUUAAUGUUGCUGUUGUUGUAGAAGAAGACAUCGUCCUCCAGGAUCUCCCUGACCUGCCAACGACUUUUGCUUACCUCUUUGGGCUGAUCUACGCUUUAAACCUCCAGUACCCAAAAGAACUGAGGUACACAUUCGAAACCAUUCAGAAAGUUUUCAUGGAACUUGGAACUGAUCUCUCUGCAAGGGUCCGAUCCUUCAAAAACAAACUCCUUCAGUGAAUCCACCGAGUUAGCUGAUAAUGUUGGG